AUGCUUAAAAUAACUAUACUUAUGCUCUUUGCGUUUGCCGGCUUUUGCCAUGGCUCGGGUUUGGAAACUGUUAAUGAUGAUGAUCUCGUGAAGAAAUUUCAUAGCCACAACAACUUUAUUGUGCUUUUCUCUAAACCUAAUUGUGGAGAAUGUGAUAAAUUUGAGGAUAUACUUUUCAAAUUGAAGCAAGAAAUUGAGGAUAAUUUGCAGGCCCAUGCUGUCAAGGCGAUCAGUAGCUCAAUGGUGCGUCUGUACUGUCCUAGUAAAGAACCGGCUGUUGUGUACUUCCGUCACGGUGUUCCGCUGCUUUAUGAUGGUCCAGUGGAGGAGGAUGCUUUGAUUGGGAAGCUUAUUCAGAACAAAGAUCCUAACGUAAAGGAACUCUCGGAUGAGACGUUUGAACAUCUAACUCAGGCAUCGAGUGGUGCCACUACCGGAGAUUGGUUCAUUAUGUUCUACACACCGAAAUGCGUCGAUUGCCAACGGCUUACGGCCAUUUGGGAAGCCGUUGCAGCAGAUCUUAAAACAAGAAUGAACGUAGCUCGUGUGGAUAUGGAAGGCAAAGGCAGCGAAACAGCUUCUCGUUUUCGUGUUAAGAAUGCUCCGGAAUUCAUUUUCUUUCGACAGGGAAAAUAUUACCGGUAUGAAAUCAACAAAUUCGAUAUCAAAUCUUUUGUGACAUUCGCUCAGGAUUGGUACAAAAACGCAAAGGCGGAGCGAGUUCCAGUACCUCUAUCGCCAUUUGAUAAUCUUGUCGAGUUGGCAGUUCAACAUCUUAAAAAUAUGCCUCAUUUGUAUGCAAAGUUGUACAACGAUUAUCCAAUGGUGGUGUAUGCUUUCGCCGCUGGUUUGCUGUUCAUCGUUGGAGGUUUCGCCCUGGCUAUUAUACUGGCCAUCAUUACACGCUGCAAAGCCGCGUCACGAGCUAAGAAAGAAACCAUAAAAAAAGCAAAAUGA
Molecule: messenger RNA, 957 nt
Organism: Anopheles nili
Lineage: Eukaryota; Metazoa; Arthropoda; Insecta; Diptera; Culicidae
Product: thioredoxin domain-containing protein
Exons: 5
Coding region: 1-957 (318 amino acids)
Source: RefSeq, a predicted model, not a curated record